Paramecium octaurelia is the source of this 476-nucleotide messenger RNA. The record is from the annotation of a GenBank genome assembly. NCBI's taxonomy places the organism in Eukaryota, Ciliophora, Oligohymenophorea, Peniculida, Parameciidae.
AUGAAAUCAUUUACCCUAAUCUACUACAUUGUUCCAUAAGACAACGAUGAUGUCGAAAUACCGAAUGCAUUCGGGUAAUUUCUAUAUUGAUAGCAAGAAUAGGUAAACCAAUUGAUCAAGUCACCCUUAAGGAUGUUAAGAGUAGUUUUCCUCUUUAAGGAGAAUAUAUCUUCAGAUUUAGAUAUAAAACAAGUCAUAACACAGUCUGGCUUGAUUUACCUACAGACACAUCUUAGAUUCCGUUAUUCAAUAAUCGCAUCUUGAUCAAAGCAACAAGAAUUAGUUGGGAAACUUAAAAUAAUUAAAGUCAAUCUGCUUAGGUAUCAUAACAACCUAAUGCUCCUGCGCCAUAACAUAUUUAAAACCAGACAGUGAAUUAAUAGGCUUUUGCAUAAUUUUAAUAGCCGCAACAGAAUCAAUAGCAACCAUAAUAGUAAUAAUCAUCGUCUUAAAACUAAAAUUUAAUUGAUUUUUGA